AUGGAAGGGCGUUCCACAAGCAUAAUAUCUUUGCAACGACUGCAUGCCCAGGUGCCGUUUCGAACACAUCAGUUUUCAGAGUGGCCCUGUUUUACGACUCCUUUUUGGCGUGUGAACUACACUCCAAUAGCACCGUCACCUUCCGGACUUCGAACUGCCACUCACCAACUUGGAUUGCUCAUCCCGAGAAUUCAAGUGUGUGUGCGUGUGAUCAACAACCAUUUGGAGGCUCGAGCCGGACAGCUCCAUUACAAUGGCUUGCUGGAAGAGUAUUCGAAAGGCAGUCUUUGGACGCCCUCGCGUUGCUUCACAGCUUGCCACAAAGGAAGGUCCGUCCAGACCAGGCCGGGUUUAGUGGCUCAAUUGAGAGACAACAGUACAACCCUGAGCUGUGUCUAG
This is a messenger RNA of Durusdinium trenchii, 399 nucleotides long. NCBI's taxonomy places the organism in Eukaryota, Dinophyceae, Suessiales, Symbiodiniaceae. The record is from the annotation of a GenBank genome assembly.